AUGAAAUCAGAUGAAGAUUUAGAUCGUUCCUAGAAUCAUAAAAUGCCUAUUGAAAUGGUAUUGUGGGAUUAAGAUUUAGAAAGCAAGUAAAGACUAUUAUGCAAAAUAUGUAUAAAUAAUUUAGAAACAAAUGCGAAUAUGAUGAGUUUUUCAAAAGUUUUAUAGUUAAUAGAAUAAAAUAAAAAAAAUAAAAGAGAAUCAGUAGAUAAUGUUGUAAUGAUAAAUAUUAAAGAGAUUGAAUGACUUCAAUUUGGAAUUCAAGAUUUGAAAACAAACUUUCUAUUAUAAAUAGAUCAAUUAAUAGGAAAUACACAUGAAUGGAUCAAACAUUUGAAUUCUAUUGGAUUUGAGAAUCUUCAGUAUAACUUUUACGAAGAAUUAGAAAAAUAAAUAAAAAAAUUUAAAGUUUAGGAAUUGAAUUUAUAAUCUUUAAUUGAUUAAAUAAUUAAAGUUAAUCAAUAAUGGUAUCAAAAGAUAUUUAAGAAACUGGUUUAAAUGAAAACUUGUGAAGUCAUUGAGAAAUGCUAAUAAUAAUUAAGUCAUAUAGAAACAAUUAAUUCAUAUAUUUUUUCAGGAGAAAUAUAAUUAAAAUUGAUUGAUGAUAAAGUUAAAUAGCAAAAGAAUUGUUAUUAGAUAGUAUUUGAUAAUUCUGGAUAAAUAAUGGUAUCAAAUAGUAAAGAAGAGAUAAAAAUUUGGAAUAUCAUGAAUGGAACAUUUAAGUUGUUGAAUACUUUUAUGAUACAUAAACGCAAUAUUAAUUGUUUGUUGUAUAGUAAGUAUGUGAAUAAUUUUAUUUCUUGUUCAGAUGAUUCAACAAUUAGUUGUUGGAAAUAAAUUACUUAAAUAAUUGGAAGUGGUCAGAACCAUUUAAAAAUCAUACUAAUUCGGUUUAUUGUUUGGUAUUAAAUAAAUAGGAAACUCAACUUUUUUCAGGAGGUCAUGAUUCAACUAUUAAAAUUUGGAAUUUUGAUUUUUAAAACAAUAAUUUGACAUAUAUCUAUUCAUUAAAUGGACAUAAAAAUGGAUCUUAUUCUAUAACCCUAAAUGAUUCUGAGACUGUUUUAGCAUCUUGUGGAUAUGAAAAUUUAGUUAUUUGGGAGAAGGGAUCAUAAGGGGAAUGGAUAUAAAAUGAUACUAAACUAGAAUCUACUGGAUGGAAUAUUAAGUUCAUAAAUGAUUCCUAAUUGUUUUAGAUAUCAGAUGAAUAAAAGAUUAAUGAUAUCAAGAUCUAUGAAAAAAUUGAUGGAGAAUUCAAGCCAAAUAAACAAAAAUCCAUCUCAUUAGUUCGAGAUUCUUAGUUUUCUGAUAAUGCUUUUUCAAGUAUCAUAUAUAAUAAGGAAAAAAAUAUAAUAUUGAUAAGGAAAAAUGAGUAUUUCUAUAUAAUAAGAAAAUAAAUUAAUGGGAAAUUUUAAGUUGCAGGUUAAUUGAAAUGUGAAACCAGUUCCAUUUCUGGAACAUUAACAAAUGAUGCUAAAUAUUUGAUUUUUUGGGACGAAAAAUAGCAAAAAUAUCUUUCAUAUGAAAUAAUAAAUUUAUGA
Molecule: messenger RNA, 1538 nt
Organism: Paramecium sonneborni
Lineage: Eukaryota; Ciliophora; Oligohymenophorea; Peniculida; Parameciidae
Source: the annotation of a GenBank genome assembly